GCCGCGACCAAGAUGGCUGAGAGAGUCGCAGCCUUCCUCAAGAAUGUCUGGGCCAAGGAACCUGUGCUAGUGGCAUCCUUCGCCAUUGCGGGCCUCGCUGUAAUCGUGCCCACACUCAGCCCCUACACCAAGUACUCGCUCAUGAUCAACCGGGCCACACCGUACAACUACCCAGUGCCCCUCCGAGAUGACGGGAACAUGCCUGAUGUGCCCAGCCACCCCCAGGACCCCCAGGGCCCGAGCCUGGAGUGGCUGAAGAGACUGUGAGCACCUCCGUUGACAGGGAGCGGCCCCCGCCCCGAUGGCCCCAAUAAAUGCAUGAAAA
This is a messenger RNA of Cervus elaphus (red deer), 325 nucleotides long. Its product is annotated as NADH dehydrogenase [ubiquinone] 1 alpha subcomplex subunit 3. The coding region runs from base 13 to 267 and encodes 84 amino acids. Gene Ontology annotation, cellular component: mitochondrial inner membrane. NCBI's taxonomy places the organism in Eukaryota, Metazoa, Chordata, Mammalia, Artiodactyla, Cervidae. The record is from RefSeq and is a predicted model, not a curated record. The transcript has a single exon.